This is a messenger RNA of Beta vulgaris subsp. vulgaris (sugar beet), 1404 nucleotides long. Its product is annotated as two-component response regulator ORR9. The record is from RefSeq and is a predicted model, not a curated record. NCBI's taxonomy places the organism in Eukaryota, Viridiplantae, Streptophyta, Magnoliopsida, Caryophyllales, Amaranthaceae. The transcript has 5 exons. The coding region runs from base 373 to 1155 and encodes 260 amino acids. Gene Ontology annotation, biological process: cytokinin-activated signaling pathway; phosphorelay signal transduction system.
GGAGAGACAAUGAAGGGGGACCCCCGGACCUAUAGACCCAUUGAUAAUAUGUACCGACGUGUGAGCGGCAGAAUCUAUUCACAGAUCUUCUUCUACCCUCUUUCUUACUGCUUUUAGUAUUACCUACGCCAAACAUUUCCCUAAUUAAAUUCCUCUCCUUUUUAUUCUCAUCCAUGUUUUUUUUUUCUUUUUUACCAUUCAUAUUUUUCCUUCAAAUCUACUACUAGUACGUAGUAUAUAUAAACAAGUGGACAAAGGGAAUUUCUCUCGACUCCACCAUUUCAUUUGCCUAAUUCCUCUCAUUAAUUAAUAUACAUCAUUUCUCAUUUUCUCCAAACUAUACAUUUAUAUUUCUAUCCAAAGAAAAAAAAUAUGGAAGCCAAAACCCAAAUUAUAAUUUCAGAAAAACAAGAAAAACAUCAUGUAAUAGGGGAGCAUUUUCAUGUAUUAGCAGUUGAUGAUAGUGUCAUUGAACGCAAAAUGUUAGAGAAGCUUCUUACUGUCUCAUCCUACCAUGUAACAUGUGUUGAAUCUGGAGAUAAGGCUUUGGAAUAUUUGGGCUUAGUGAAUUGUCGUCAUAGACAACCAGUUAUUGGCGAUGGUCAUGUUGAUGAACAAGUUCAUCAUGUUGAUGAUGAUCAUGAUGAUGUUGUUGAUGAUGAAGAUGAUGAUUCUAUGAUUUGUCCUCUUCAAUUGACUGAUGAUGUUCAUCAUCACCAACAAGAAGGACAAGGAACAAGAGUGAACUUGAUCAUGACAGACUACUCAAUGCCAGGAAUGAGUGGUUAUGAUCUGCUUAAACGAGUCAAGGAAUCCUCUUGGAAAGAUGUACCUGUGGUUGUCAUGUCUUCCGAGAAUGUUCCUUCAAGAAUUCACAUGUGUCUAGAAGAAGGAGCAGAAGAGUUCUUGCUAAAACCAGUAAGAUUAUCAGAUUUGAAGAAGCUACAGCCUCGUAUCUUUAAAACUACACCAAGUAGUAGUGCAACAAAUGACAAUAACAACAAAUUUUUCAAGGACGAAAUAACAAUUGUUGGUGAUGAUGAGGACUACGUCAGCAAUUCCAAAGAAGAGGAUGAGAAGAAGGAAAUCAAUUUUAAGAAUAUUGAAAUGGACCAAUUUGCAAAAAUCUCUAAGCUUGAUCAACUUGUAAUGUGAAUAAAUAUUCUAAUUUAGGCAAAAGAGAUGAUGCUAAUUUCGCUGUCAGAUACAGCCCACUAGUAUCAUAAUUGCUAGACGAACCUAACAAAUUUUAAUUUAAUUUUUAUAGAUGGAAAUUGGUUAAUUAGUGUUAAUAUUCUCAAGGGUUGCUUGCAUGAGCCAAAUUAGUUUAUGGACUUUCUAGAAUUUGUGGAAAUAGCAGUUGUAAGUAGAUAUGCAAAUGAAGGCUUAUUAUCUCUGUUUAGA